Messenger RNA from Amphimedon queenslandica, 2918 nucleotides. RefSeq lists its product as uncharacterized. The transcript is spliced from 4 exons. Lineage: Eukaryota; Metazoa; Porifera; Demospongiae; Haplosclerida; Niphatidae. The record is from RefSeq and is a predicted model, not a curated record. The coding region runs from base 76 to 2664 and encodes 862 amino acids.
AUAGGCAACACUAUUUUGCCAGUUUACCUAGCCCUGCCACCCAGGUUAGAUCUAGAUCUACAUUAUUUUUUCAAAAUGGCUGGUUUAAGUGGAUCACAUCAAAAUUUAUUGGAAGAAGACAAAAAUGAAUCACAGGAUGGAUCAUCAUCAGAGGAGUCAAGAGAGUCAAUAAAAGAUUUGAGGGACAAGGAGAGUUUCAGUGAAUUAGUAACUGGAUUUAAAUCAAUCGGGUUGCCACUACCAGAACAAUCUGGUGCUAAAAAUAUCUCCAGAAAAAUGGAUUCUACUUUAGAAGAUUUACUUGUUACUCCAAGCUAUUUAAAAGAGUGUAUCACAAAUUUAGAUUUGAAAGCAAAAGUUAAGCCAAUUGUACUUUCAUUUAAUGGCUUACCAGAUAGUGGAAAAACAACCGCCGUUAAUUGCGUUCGUGGAAAUGUAAAAGAAAGCGUUUUUCGACAGGUUAGAAGUGCACUAAAACAGCCAAAAGCUGAGGGAAUUGCAUUCUAUGAAAUGGUAGCUGCAAGUUUGAGUGUGCUAAAAGAGCCUAUUAUUAAUGAAUUUACAACAGAGUCUUGCUUUGCACCAGUAAUACUUUCUGCCUUUAAAAAAAAAUUAUUAUCAAAAGGAAAGUUGCCUCGUUUUCAUGACCCCAGUCAAGUGUUGUGUUCAGAUGUUUAUGAGUUUGAGCAACCAGAUUUGGAUGAGCACCUUUGCUUCAUUUAUCAAUUUCUCUCUCAGCAAGCUUUUAUUGUGAAAAAUUUGGAGCAUUCUGACACUGAUAGUGAUAGCAAAAGCAAAGCUCAGAGUCAGUUCUUGAUAGAGUCUCUUCCAGAAGGAAUCGCUCUCAUCAAUAUUUGGGAUGUCACAUUUACUGAGUCUGUACGCCACUUUUUAGCUGCACUACAAGGUCAUCUCUACAAUCAUCACAUGUGGCUCUUUCUUGAUCUAAACCGAGAUUCUCAAAACCUUGCAAAACCACCAGAUACAGAUAAAAAAGGAAGCAGACAAAAUCUUACAAUGCUCAUGCAAUGGAGACCUCAUCUUCACUAUUUGCUACGUUUAUGUAAAAUGAGUGAAGAUAAGGAAGGCAUUAGAAAAAGAGUUUGUACCAUGUUUGCUACACAUGAUGUUCAAUGUAGAUCUGAAGAGCUUACUGAGAAAGUAAAAAAUUUGGAAGAUGGUAUACGGCCAGUAGCAGACCAAGUAGGAAUUUUGUCACUUUUAAAUGAAAAAAUUAAAACACUCAAUUUGCAUACUCAUGAUGAUCUGCAAGGGCUUCAACAAAAGUUCCAGCGUAUUAUCAGCGAAAAACCAUUUGAAGAUAUUCCCAUUGCCUGGAUCUUUCUUCGCACUUUGUUUUAUCGAUUUGAUUGGAAGGUUAUAUCUCGAUGUGACCUCCAAGCAAUGGCAGAAAAAUGCAAUAUAGAUGAGGAGUCGCUGCAAAAGUUUUGUAAAUUUUACAUGUCUUUUGGUAGCAUCCUGGAUCUGAGCCUGAUUAACUCUAAUUACCAAUAUGUUAUUGUGAAGCCAAUAGGGUUUUUGAAUGAUCUAGGAUCAUUAUUAAAUCCAAGCAAGGAAAUUCUUCGAAAGUUUCGAACAAUAGAAUUUGGUAUUGUUCCAGAAACAGCAUGCUUACAUCUAUUCAAUGGGCAUUAUUUCGCUUACAUGGAUGCCCUUGUUUCCCUCACUUUAGCAAUACGGCUAACAAAGCAUAGCGUUGAGUUGAAGGAAGAUGAGCACGGGCUUUUUAAUGAUGAUUUAUUCUAUUAUGUUCCUCUCACUCGUAUUGCUGAUCCAGAUGCUACUCCUAAUUUUCGUUCCAUUCAUAUUGUUACUAGUAUCAAUACGCCUCAUGUUUUCAAGCAAGUUGCUUUCACAAAAUAUUUUCUACAAUUGUUGCCAGAGUCUAAGCUAAUUCCUUCAAAAAAGCCAAACAAAACCAUCAUCAUGGAUCCUGCUACAGGCAUUACUGUCACAUUAGUCUCACAUAGCCCAGCUAUUAGACUCACGUUAAGCAAACCAGAUGAACGUAUAUGCUCCAAAAUUGUUCAAGCAUACGAAAUGAUUGCUGAAAGUGCUAUAAGCCGUGGCAUUACUGCUGUCAACUACAAGUUUAUCAAAGUGUGCGCAAAGAAUGAUCCCUCAAAAUUCCAAUACAUCCCUUCAUGUCACUAUCACAUACUGCCUGAUGACAAGCUCUGCCCUAAAUGCAAUGAAGCUGCCACCGGUGAUGAUGUUAAACUUCUACAGGUUUGGAAUAAAACAUUGAAGGAGCAUCCUGUGAAAGAUUGCUUUCAGUCAACUGAAGGUUUGACACAGGUAAAGGGAAAGGAAAUAGCUGAAGUAGCAGCUAAGAUUGCUUCAUUUGCUUCCAAAAAUGCACCGGUUCAUUUACAUGCCAUUAUAAAAGCUUUUAACGGCACUGAUGAUGUUAAAGAUCUCAAAGCUGAUGACAUUACCAUAAAUAGAAUCAUUCUGUCAUGGUAUGAGAGCAAAAGAGAUACUCAAGAGCCCAGACGACAACUGGCCAGAAAGAUUUUUGAGGUAGGAAGGCAAGUUUCUCAAUCCUGUGAAAGUGAAGAUGAAGAGAAGAAAUUGAUCACAGAGUACAUCAAAAUGUCAAAAAACCUGGAUGUGUAUUUUGAUCCAGAGGCUUUAAGUUAAACUUUAAAAGUUAGAUUUUUGCUGCUUUUGAACAUACAUGUAGUUUUUAGUAUAGUCACUCAGUCAGGCAGGCCUGACUGAGUUUUUAUAUAGCUGCUAUUGUGAGAUUAGAUACAUUAUACACACACUGUAUACUCUAGCAUCUUUUGAUAGACAGUAUCUAGAUAUAUAUGGACAUUAAAUAUAGUCUAAUUAUCAUAAUACAUGAUAAUAGUUUUAACUUUUAAAGAAACGUAAUUUUAUUUGUAAUUGUA